Molecule: messenger RNA, 3479 nt
Organism: Schistosoma haematobium
Lineage: Eukaryota; Metazoa; Platyhelminthes; Trematoda; Strigeidida; Schistosomatidae
Gene: CPS6
Product: Endonuclease G, mitochondrial
Exons: 6
Coding region: 2583-3479 (298 amino acids)
Biological process (GO): apoptotic DNA fragmentation
Cellular component (GO): nucleus; mitochondrial inner membrane
Molecular function (GO): metal ion binding; nucleic acid binding; single-stranded DNA endonuclease activity
Source: RefSeq, a predicted model, not a curated record
CUCUUCUCAACUACAUUGAAGUCACAUGAUGAACAUUGGACUUCACGCGGUUUAUGCAGAAUUUUGCCGCGAGAUGGAGAGUUUUUGUCCGGAAUGCUUGCGUUCCGGCUUUUCAGUACCUUUAUUGAAAGUUAAGUCAUCUGCUGGUUCAAUAAAUGGAAUCUGCUCCUCAAACAGGUGUUCAUACCCAUUUUCAGUGUACUCUGAUCUGCAGUUAUCACUUUGUAGAGGUGUAGAUGACCGUGCAUCAGAAGAAUCUCAAACGGUCCGUGGUUUUCUUGAUGAACUGUUUGGUAUGGAUGUCAAAAAUGGAGACGAUGGAAGUUCGUUCAAAGGUGUUGACUCCUCUCACCUGUAUAGUGAUUGUGUGCCUACAAGUUCAUCUGGUAGUUUCGAUUUGAUUCAACAAGAUGUUUGCGACAGUUCUCCGGUUGACAAUCUCUUCCAAAACAAUUAUAUGCUUCCAAGAUACUUAGCAGAUGACAUGAAAAGAAUUAUAAGUGAAGAUUUAUCCUAUUCAAAACGUCCACAGUUCCAAACUACGAGCAAUCCCCACAUGUCUGAAAAGUUCAAUCGGAGUAGUGACAGUGGAAUUUCAAUCUCUUCGCGGUCUUCUAAACCAUCUACUCUUAGCUACAGCGAACAUGUCGCCCAGCGGAUGUCAAACCAAAGCGAUGCUAUUUCAACCUCUAAAUCAGUUUCUAUGUCUUCUUUCCCACUCGACAAAACAAAGAAUAUGGCCCAUUUUGAUCGGUUGGUUAAACUUCAAGAAGAACGAAUGCAGCUCCACUAAUGUGUAUAUUCAUCCCACCCUCAAAGAUGCUUCGAACUUCUUUUAUUUAAACCUACAAAUCAGUUUGUCGAUACAAACCUUUAUGUACAGGCUGUUUGACUUUUUUUCCAAAGUCAUCCAAAUAAAUUAUGCCUCUCUUCGAGACUUUUCAGUAUGUCUGGAUUUCUCACGUACUUUACUUGUGGAUCUUAUUAGUGUCAAAAACCCUACAUUUUUCUUUCAACAACCCGUUAUCAUUAUCAGUACUUUGACAUAGUCAUCUGCCUUAGUCAUUUGAUGACUCAUCAGCUGAUGAGCGAAGUGUAAGAAUAAUAUUUCAGAGGUCCAUUUCCACAGCACUACAAAUGAACGACCUAUAUACGAUAUAAUCGUUUUCCUUCAAUACACAUCAUUGUACUAUGUUUAAGACAGUAUAUUUGAAUAAUGCUGUUCUAUGGAUCAUCUUUCUGUUGACGGUUAGCGUUUUUGCAUUUUUAAAUCAUCGUUAAGUAGACCAAAACCUGACUGGUAGUAUUUACGAACGAUCGAAAAGUAAUUUACGUGAGCAAUGCAACUGGCAUAAAGAAUGAUUAGUGUUCCACUGGUAUGUGUGUGUAUGAAUUGAAUGACGGAUCAUCCAAUUUUAUCCUUCUAAAUGUAUAGAGCUAUGUUUCUUAAAAACAUUUCCCAUCAGGAUAAUGAAAGUGUCAAAAGCCGCUUUUCUUGGUAAUGUAGGCUUAGUGUUGUUGUGUAUACCGUUCUAUUAUUUACAGGGAAGACUACAUUCAUUAGCAACGGGGAGUAGAUGGAUAUCAAGAUUGCAUCCUGGAAUUUCCAACUAAGCAAUUUUGUUCUUUCCAGUUAUAUUGAGUGCACUCUGAAAAAACUGGUCAUCAUAAACGUCCACAAUCGUGUUCGUUUUUGAUAGAAUUAUUAGAUAAGAAUAUAAUGAGGCUGCUAUUUCGGGAACUAGAAAUAUAAACUUGUUGCACAAGUACUCUUUACUAGUGCUUUUUCAGUUACCAUGGUACUAAUGAUAUUGGAAUUAGCCCUAACAAUAUAUAUUUAUGUAUAUGGUUUAGCUUUCAACCACUGAAUUUGGGUCUCGAUUGGUCUACCUAUCACCAGUCAUGAUACAGCAAAUAUGACUACUAGCUUAUACUACUGCAGGGGGUCCGAAUUCCAGGUUCCAAUCCCACUCUACCUUUUUCAGUUUGACCAGAUGAGUAGUAUCACUAGCUCUCACAUUUAGUGUGGUUUAUAUCCAGGUAUUUACUGAAUGUGUUAAUUAAACUAUAAGUUGUUUGUAGAGAACUCUGAAAGCAGUCUCCAACAUUUUAGAGUGGUGAUAGUAACAAAAUAAUUCUUCUGAAAAAUAACCUUCCAAGUGUCUUUAGGUUUCAUUUCUGGUGUUACAGUAUUCCGAGUAAUUACUAUAGACUGGUAUUUGUACAUUAAAAUCGAUAUUGUACAGUAAGGACAUCUGUAAUCAAAUAUCACUAUUUGUAUGUUUUCGUAAAUAAGAAACAUGAAACCUUGUAAGGUAGUACAUCGGGACCAAGUAAGUCUUCUAAUUGAUUUCCUAAAGUUGAGACAUUAAUCCUAACAGACCCUUACAUUAUCACUUGGUAGGUAUACCUCUAAAUCUCUAUUAUUUAGUAGUAUUUUUUUGAAGGUAUAAACCACAUGAUCUAAAUCAAAACCAGUAGUGUCUGAUCCCUGUUUGUUUGUAUUAUUUGUGACAACGAUAUCAGUUCUUUCGUAACUAAGAGUACUUUUUUUACAAAGUAGUAGUUCAGUACUCACUGAAAUGCAAUUUAUCGCGCAACGCAUACAUCGGUGUUGGAGAAAAUAUGAGAUCUUCAAAGCUGGCGUGUACAUAACAAUUGGUGCAACGUUUACCCAUUUUAUUCUAAAAUCGGAAGUUCCAAAAAUUUCAUUCUCACAGCCUGUAAAUGCAGCUGAAAUAAUUUACCCUUCUCUUGUCGGCGCCCCAAACCUCCCAAUAAACAAUGAAGCUUUUCAUACUUUGGGAAUGCCAUCAUCAAGUCAUCUUCGUGUUUUUGACGGCUAUAUAUGUGUUUAUGAUCGUCGCAACAGAAUUCCAUAUUGGGUAAUGGAGCAUUUAAACCCUGCUAAACUACAUCAAGUUGAUAUUGAUAAGGCUGGAGUAGAUCGUAAGGAUUUCGAUUUCUAUGAAGAUCUUGGUGAAAUUGAAAUGUUCCGUUCUACUAACAAGGAUUAUUUGAACUCUGGAUAUGAUCGUGGUCAUCUGGCCGCUGCAGGAAAUCAUCGCCUCAGCCAUUCAGCUAUGGGACAAACUUUUAUAUUGAGCAAUAUUGCACCUCAAGUUGGGUAUGGUUUCAAUCGGCAUGGUUGGAAUAGCCUAGAGAAGUAUAUACGUGCGGUUGCAAGAAAGUCACACAAUAUGGUUGUUAUUACAGGACCAUUGUUUCUACCCCAAAAUGUAAAUGGCAAGAAAAUUGUGACUUAUGAAGUAAUUGGUAACAAUAAUAUUGCAGUUCCAACUCAUUUCUUUAAAGUGGCAGCUAUUCAAAAUAAACCAAAUGGAGAAUGGCAUCAAGUAGCUUGGGUAAUGCCCAAUAUUCGUUUACCUGAGCAAAUUAAAGUGGAUGGUUUUAGAGUUCCUGUUGAAAGUGUUGAAAGUGCUUCAGGCUGGAAAUUUUUCCCUAAACUUAAAUCUUAG